CUGUGUAUAGUUUGUAGCUCCUCAAGAAUUCUCUCGAUUCCCCAAUUUGAUCACAUUUUACCCAAAAGCUCCACUUUACCCAUUCAGGAUCAAUCCAAACCCUAUGACUCAAAGAAGAACUGUUGGGUUCCCGAUGCAGAAGAAGGAUAUGUUGCGGGAGAAAUUACCGGUACAAAAGGAGACUCGGUUACGGUAGUCACCGCUCGCGGAAAUGAGGUGAGUGGGGGGAGGGGGCACAUUCGAGAGAUCCUCGGUCUAUGCAUUCUAUAUUGCCAACAGCUGCGAGUUUUUCUUCAUCCACAACCGCCGAGUCGUGGGUGCGCCGGCUGCCGUAAGGCGCACGUUGUAAUACGGAAUGUGCAGGGGUUGACGCUCAAGAAGGAACUUGUGCAGGAAAUGAAUCCUCCAAAGUACGAAAAAACCGAGGACAUGUCAAAUUUGACCUUCCUUAACGAUGCGUCUGUACUUCACAAUCUCCGAGCUCGUUAUGCUGCUAUGCUUAUCUACGUGAGUCUUCGCCAAGUUCAAAAAUCCCAAAGAUCUUUGCCGUUCCCACACCAGCGUCAGACAUUUUCUCACACCGAGAGGUGUAGGUGGAUGAUUGCAUUAGAGCAUAAAAACUACAAUUGUGCAAGACAGAUGAGCUUUUGGUAGAG
Molecule: messenger RNA, 656 nt
Organism: Cylicostephanus goldi
Lineage: Eukaryota; Metazoa; Nematoda; Chromadorea; Rhabditida; Strongylidae
Source: the annotation of a GenBank genome assembly